Momordica charantia (bitter melon) is the source of this 3611-nucleotide messenger RNA. It is a transcript of the gene FPA, whose product is annotated as RNA binding protein. The record is from RefSeq and is a predicted model, not a curated record. NCBI's taxonomy places the organism in Eukaryota, Viridiplantae, Streptophyta, Magnoliopsida, Cucurbitales, Cucurbitaceae. Gene Ontology annotation, molecular function: RNA binding.
UUAACUUUCGACAAGAAGCAAAAAAUCCUUCAUUCAUUCAUUCAAUUCCCAAUUCCCAAAUCCCAUUUCCCUCUGCAACAGAAAAAAAAAACCUAACCCUAUCUUCCAAAUUCUCUCUCUACACGAAAAAUUUCCUUCUCUGACUUCAAAGCCAGAUCAAAUUCUCGCCACAUUCGAUUCCCUUUGCCCUAAUUCAUCUGCUCCAUCGAAAUCAGUCUCCUCCAAUCCUCUCCAGGUGCGCGAAUUCAGUCUCUGUUUGUCUAGGUUCUCCAAUUGCAAUGCCGCCUCCGCCCAAACUCAGCCGCCAACUGCACCGGGACUCCGACGUCGCCGACAUGCCCUCCAACAGCUUGUGGGUCGGGAACUUGUCCAUGGACGUCACCGACGCGGAUCUUAUGAAUCUCUUCGCGCAGUACGGUGCGCUUGAUAGUGUUACUUCCUAUUCCUCCAGGAGCUACGCUUUCAUCUUCUUCAAGCAUAUGGAGGAUGCCCAAGCCGCCAAGGAAGCUCUGCAGGGGUCUUUUCUGCGUGGGAGUUCUAUCAAGAUCGAGUUUGCCAGACCGGCAAAACCAUGUAGGAAUUUGUGGGUGGGUGGUAUUAGCCCAGCUAUUUCAAGGGAGCAACUUGAAGAAGAAUUUUCCAAAUUUGGUAAAAUUGAUGAAUUUAAGUUUUUGCGAGAUCGGAAUACUGCAUUUGUUGAGUAUGUUCGAUUGGAAGAUGCAUCACAAGCAUUGAGAGUUAUGAAUGGGAAACGUAUUGGUGGAGAGCAGAUUCGAGUAGAUUUCCUUCGGUCACAGCCAAUGAGAAGAGAUCAGUGGCCUGACUCCAGAGAUGGGCAGCUUCAGGGUAGAAAUAUGGGGAUGGGUGAUUUCCAAUCUGGUUAUAAAAGACCACUGCACAAUCAAUCUUCAGAAGUGCGUAGAGAUGGACCACCCAGUAAGGUUUUGUGGAUUGGUUACCCUCCAUCUGUUCAAAUUGAUGAACAGAUGCUCCACAAUGCUAUGAUUUUAUUUGGUGAGAUAGAGAGAAUUACGAGUUUCCAUUCUAGGCAUUUUGCAUUUGUAGAAUUUAGAAGUGUUGAUGAAGCACGGCGUGCUAAGGAGGGUCUACAAGGACGGCUUUUCAAUGAUCCGCGGAUUUCUAUUAUGUUUUCAAACAGUGAUCCGGCACCUGUAAAAGACCACCCUGGCUUUUAUCCUGGUGGUAAAGAGACUAGGCCUGAAAUGUUCUUCAAUGAUCAUCAAAUCCGUCCUCCACAAAUGGACCUGUUAGGACAUCCUCACCCGAUGGUGCAAAAUAAGUUCCCUGGACCAUUGCCAUCUAAUGGCAUUCUUGGACCUAAUACAUCAGUACGACCACCACCUUUUGGUCCUCCUCAGGGUAUCUCAGGUCCCCCCGAGUUUAACGACUUGGCGACAUCUCAUAAUUUCCAGGAUGCAAAUUCAAAAAAUUUGAUGGGUCCAAAUUGGAGAAGGCAAUCUCCGCCUCCACCUGGGAUACUUUCUUCUCCUGCUACUGGGAUUCGUCCACCUCCACCCGUGAGGUCUACUCCAAAUUCGUGGGAUGUUUUGGAUGUAAACCAAUUUCAAAGGGAUUCUAAACGAUCAAGGAUAGAUGGCCCACCAUCCUUAGAUGAUGCUUCAUUUCCUCCAAGAAAAAUAGAUAACCGGAGUGUGGGUUUCGAUCAUCAAUAUGGGAUUGGUCCAAUAAGCGAUGGAGGUGCUUCUGUUACAUAUGCUAAUGCUCCAGGUAAGAGUCAUACUAUUCCUAUAGGUGCAAGAGCCCCAGUAGGUGGUCCUGGUCAGAGCCAUGCUGACAAUGAUUUUAUAUGGCGUGGAAUAAUUGCCAAGGGAGGAACGCCUGUUUGUCAUGCUCGUUGCGUCCCAAUAGGCGAAGGAAUAGGAAGUGUGCUUCCUGAAGCAGUCAAUUGUUCAGCAAGAACAGGGCUGGAUCAGCUCACUAAACAUUAUGCUGAAGCCACUGGAUUCGACAUUGUCUUUUUCUUGCCAGAUAGCGAGGAUGAUUUUGCUUCCUAUACAGAAUUCCUGCGUUACUUAGGUGCAAAAAACCGUGCAGGUGUUGCUAAGUUUGAUGAUGGAACUACCAUGUUUUUGGUUCCUCCUUCGGAAUUUUUGAGAAAAGUCUUGAAAGUUUCUGGUCCAGAACGGCUUUAUGGUCUCGUUCUCAAAUUUCCUCAGGUGUCAAUUAGUGAACCUACUCAUCAGCAAUCAUAUCUACCCAUUCCUACAUCCGACUAUGGUGAGAGACAGCAAGUUUUGUCUUCACAGACUGAAUAUGGGUCAGUGCCUUCAAAGCAGGAGCAACUUCCCCCAAUGGAUUAUAAUAGGGUUCUGCAUGAGGAAACCAAGGAGCCUCCCAAACCGCUUCUGCCUGCAAGUGAGCCACCGGCAGUUCAGCCCUUGCCUCAAGAGUAUGUUACUAACAAUAAUACGACGGCAGUUUCACAAGCUGGGUUAGCAUUAACACCUGAGCUUAUUGCCACUUUGGUUUCUUUACUGCCUGGUAAGGCACAGCCAUCCAAUUUAGAAAGUGCCAAACAGCCUGCAGUCUCACCACAACCUCCAAAUCCUCCCGUUGUUUCUAAUAAAGGAAGUACAUCUGAAGGAUGGAUGGUAGGUCAUCAAUCUUCUGAUCUAACGGGUCAGCAAUUUCAUCAAAUGGGAAAUCAUUUUAAUCCUCAGGGACAGAGUCUUUCUCAAUUUCAGCCUUAUCCGCCUCUUCCCCAAACACCUAACCAGUUUGCACCACAGGUCAUGGGAACAACCCAAAUCCAAGAUGCUGCUGUCAGUCACCCACAGCAGCAGCAGGUACCUCCUUACAGGCCUUUGUCUACUUAUUCUGCCCCUCCUGAAAAUGCGCAGGCUUCUGGUUUACCCUUAGUCAAUUCUCAGUAUCAGCCUGAUGUUUCUCAAAUUAACCAGAGAGGUUAUGGGUCAGUCAAUGGAAAUGAUACUUCUGGGUAUGGUGCACCUGUUAUGCAGCAAUCAACAAAUACUGUGACCUUGUCUAAUCAAGGUCAGGGUUCUACAACACAGUCACAACCUAUUACUCAGCUAGCAUCUGAUAGAGUGAACCCCGAGCUUUCUUAUCAGAUGCAGCAUCUACAAUCUGCAAACCUUGGUACUGGGACCAGUGAUGUUGAGGCUGGUAAGGACCAGAGAUAUAGAUCUACACUCCAAUUCGCCGCCAAUUUACUCCUCCAGAUCCAGCAGCAGCAGCAGCAGCAGCAGCAGCAGCAGCAACAACCAGGCUGGGGUUCAGGAAAUCAAUAAUGAGCAGCCCUCAUCUAGGUAAAUUGCGAUGGUGAAAAGAUGAAGAGUUUAAAUUUAUCGGGGUUUGUUUCAGACGACAUCGAUGGAUGAGUGGAUCUCCGUUUUCUCCUUUCAAACUAAAUGGCACGGUUCGCAUAGCUAACGCUGCAAUUGCCCAUUUGACAACGCCCCAUCUCUCUCUAUUAUGUCGUAAUUGUAUUUGUUAUUUUUGGAAUUGAGUUUUAUAGUCGAUGUAGCUUCCUAGCAUGCCCGCUUUCACUAACACUACUCGCUCUUUCUUUUCGAUUUUCAUAAGUAAAUUUUGGUUAUUGCGUAAAA